AUGUCCACCACAACUACCCUCACGUCGACGCUCCAGACGACGCAGCUGCAGCUGCGUACCGCGUACGGGCCAGUCUAUCGUACCGUAUCCACUGCACCUCCGAGAGACUGUACGCCCGACGAAGUGCCGAUCAUUGAUCUGACGGGCAUAUACGGCGACCUUGACGAGCGUCUACGGGUCGCUGCGCAGGUUUGCAAGGCUGCGCAGGAUAUUGGCUUCUUCUACAUCAGAAAUCAUGGCAUCGAAGAGGAUAUCAUAGAGCGUGCAAGGAAACAACUCGUAAAAUUCUUCGAGCAGCCACUAGAAGCAAAGGAGUUAGUGAGUGGACAGAGGUCGAAGUAUUUCAACGGCUACGUACCUUCUGGAGUGAGCCAUGCUAGUCCCCUUGAAAGUAAAGAUGAUAGAGAAUCGUUCAGCUGGCGGUACUCUCCAGAAUACGAUCCGGAACCCAAGGACCUCAACGCUAUCCCACCAGAAGUAAACGCCUAUGUCCGGGGCGAGGAAUUCGUGUGGGAAGGCACCACCCAUAUGCCGGAUUUCAAAGAAGACGUGCUUCGUUACUGGCAAGCGUGCUUGACGCUGUCCCGACGCCUCGUCAGGAUUUUCGCGCUAGCCCUCGAUCUCCCAGAGGACUACUUCGAUAAGGUGACGACCUAUCCGGGCGCCGACGGUGUCUUCAAUUUCUACCGCGGCCUGACGCCUGAGGCAAUUGAAGCGACCAAGGACCAGGUCGGCAUCGGCUCGCACACGGACUUGCAGUGCUUCACGCUGCUGUGGCAGGACAUGAACGGAGGGUUGCAGGUCUUGAAGGGGCGAGAAUGGUUGAAGGUACCCCCGAUUGAGGGAACUUUCGUGGUCAAUAUUGGAGAUUACCUGAUGCGUCUCACGAACGACCGAUUUUUGUCCACCGUUCAUCGAGCAUCCAACCACUCUGAGCACGACAGGGUUUCCAUGCCAUUUUUCUUUGGCUUCAAUUUCAACGAGACUUGCAGCGUUCUCCCCACCUGCGUCACUGAGAGCAGCCCCGCGAAAUACGAGCCUAUUACCUGUGGAGAUUGGUGUCAACUCCGUUUCCAACAGUAA
Gloeophyllum trabeum ATCC 11539 is the source of this 1083-nucleotide messenger RNA. RefSeq names its product Clavaminate synthase-like protein. Gene Ontology annotation, molecular function: dioxygenase activity. The coding region runs from base 1 to 1083 and encodes 360 amino acids. The transcript is spliced from 5 exons. The record is from RefSeq and is a predicted model, not a curated record. NCBI's taxonomy places the organism in Eukaryota, Fungi, Basidiomycota, Agaricomycetes, Gloeophyllales, Gloeophyllaceae.